Messenger RNA from Caenorhabditis elegans, 553 nucleotides. It is a transcript of the gene degl-1, whose product is annotated as DEgenerin Like. Gene Ontology annotation, molecular function: sodium channel activity. Gene Ontology annotation, cellular component: membrane. Bases 40 to 507 code for a protein of 155 amino acids. The transcript is spliced from 5 exons. Gene Ontology annotation, biological process: sodium ion transmembrane transport; sodium ion transport. NCBI's taxonomy places the organism in Eukaryota, Metazoa, Nematoda, Chromadorea, Rhabditida, Rhabditidae. The record is from RefSeq and is marked reviewed.
GUUUUGUAAAUUUUCUUCUCAAUUUUUGUUUCACAUCUUAUGUCUGAAGUUCGGCAGCGAAAAAGUUCGAUUAUCGACAGUGAUUUGGACUUUUCCGAUUCAGAUGGAGAAUUCAAAGAAAUCAUUAAAGACAUUGAAAAUGAUCAAUGGAAAGAUAAACCAGUCGAUGAAACGAGAUGGUCAAAAACAAAAAGUGCUGUACACGAGUGGGGAUUGUCUUGUUCGUGGCAUGGAAUCCCUCACAUGGCUCAAUCUCUUUCAUGGCCAACGAUCCUUCUCUGGACAACCUUGCUCAUUAUCAGCGCCGUUUUGUUCGUCUACCUUAUCACCGUCACCGUUCGCCAAUACUUUUCGUUUCAAAAAUUGGUGAAUCUGAAUAUUGGAAUGGUAGAGUCGAACUUCCCAUCAAUCACAUUCUGUAAUACAAAUCCAUAUAAAUUGAGUGCAGUUCGAGCGAUUCCUGAGCUGGAAGCCUUGCUCACCGUCUACUCACAAGCCUAUACAUGAUAAAACUUUGGAUUUUUAUUUUUCUGCAUUUUCAAAUAAAGUCAUA